Acaulospora morrowiae is the source of this 282-nucleotide messenger RNA. Lineage: Eukaryota; Fungi; Glomeromycota; Glomeromycetes; Diversisporales; Acaulosporaceae. The record is from the annotation of a GenBank genome assembly.
AUGCAGGUAUUGUGUCGAAAUAAUCCUCGCUCACUAGUACUUCGCUCGAAACGAGAAAAUGGUGCUACGACGCUAUUGCAGUUUGAAAAGGUUCACCAAGAUUAUGAUUCUCGACCUCAAUGCAAUGUAAGGCUUCUGCAUGAAUUAGAGUUGACGGGCUACGAAAGGCUCAGUCAGAGAACGGUAUUCGGCUGUCUAGGCUUACUGGAAGUGGAAAAUGAUAUGUUCCUUUUGGUUGUGUCAAAGUGUUUAUCCGUUGGAGAAAUUCGUCCCAAUGAAUCG